This is a messenger RNA of Corylus avellana, 1746 nucleotides long. It is a transcript of the gene LPXB, whose product is annotated as lipid-A-disaccharide synthase B. Gene Ontology annotation, biological process: lipid A biosynthetic process. NCBI's taxonomy places the organism in Eukaryota, Viridiplantae, Streptophyta, Magnoliopsida, Fagales, Betulaceae. Gene Ontology annotation, molecular function: phospholipid binding; lipid-A-disaccharide synthase activity. The record is from RefSeq and is a predicted model, not a curated record.
CAAAACUGUACUAAAUUUACGAAACCCCUUCGCUCUCCACAGCUCAUAGAGCUUUGUCUUCAACUGAUAUUUUGGAAAUGUUGUUCAGAACAAUAUGGAAGUUGAACAGUGGGAAUAAUGUGGGCCUCUUGAGGCUGCCGAGAAGAUAUAUAUCAGUUUCAGGCAGAGCUGUGAUAGAUAUGGCCACGAAAGCUGGGGAACUGAGGGUCUUCAUUGUUGCUGGAGAGGUUUCUGGGGAUACCAUUGGUUCUCGGCUCAUGGCAUCUUUAAAGAAUCUAUGUCCAGUUCCUAUCCGUUUUUCUGGUGUUGGAGGGUCCAUGAUGUCCAGGCAAGGGUUAAAAUCUUUAUUUCCUAUGGAGGAUAUUGCUGUAAUGGGGAUAUGGGAGUUGUUGCCUCAUCUGAAUAAAAUCAGAUUGAAGCUGAAGGAAACAAUAGAGGCUGCUUUUCUGUUUCAACCCCAUGUUGUUGUAACAGUGGACUCGAAGGGUUUUUCAUUUCGUCUCCUAAAGCAGUUAAAGGCUAAUUACAGUCAGCAAGGGUUGGAUGGUCCAGUACACUUCCAUUAUGUAGCACCGUCAUUCUGGGCAUGGAAAGGGGGUGAAGCAAGACUCAAAGGCCUAGCUGAAUUUGUGGAUCAAGUAUUCUGCAUACUUCCAAACGAGGAAGAAGUUUGCAAAUCAAAUGGCAUGGCUGCGACCUUCGUGGGCCACCCCAUUCUGGAAGAUCUUUUGGAAUUGAAUUUGGUAAAGGAUACCUCACCACAUGAGUGGAAGGUAGAACGCGAUUGUGAAGAUUUCCGAAGUAAAAAUGCAAUACCUACAGGAGCCACAGUCAUUAGCUUGCUUCCUGGAAGCAGAUUACAGGAGGUCAGGCAAAUGCUUUCCAUCUUUGCAAACACUCUGGAAUUGUUGAAAGUCUUGGUUCCUGAGUUGAUGGCAGUCAUCCAUGUUGCUCCAAAUCAGCAUGUAGAGAAGUACAUCACUGGAAUUGUUCAUAAGUGGCCUGUGCCUGCUCUAUUACUUCCAGGGGGAUUACCACACCUGAAAUAUGAUGCAUUCAGUGCGAGUAGGGUUGCAUUAUGUGCUUCUGGUACGGUUGCUUUGGAGUUGCAGCUUGCUCGAUUGCCUUGUGUUGUUGCUUAUCGAGCCCAUUUCCUAACUCAAUGGAUUAUUCGUUACAAAGCAAAGAUAUCACAUAUCUCACUCCCCAAUAUUCUCUUGGAUUCAGCUAUCAUUCCUGAAGCUCUCUUUCAAGCAUGCACACCUACAAAGCUUGCCUCAAUGCUCAUGGAAUUGAUGCACAAUGAAGGCCUACGAGAAGAACAGAUCGUUGCUGCUGAAAAGGUCAUGAGACUUCUAUAUCCUUCAGAGAGAAUUACAAACAACCUGUCACAGCAGGAUUCAAGAUUGAGGUUUCCUGAUUUCACACCAAGUAUGGUUGCAGCAUCCACCAUAUUAUACUAUGUGAAGCCCUGAUGGCUGAUUAUCAUCUAUUUAGUGAAGAAUAUUGCUUCAAGCCUUAAUAUCAUCUUGCCAUCUUGGUAAUAAAAUCUUAUUGGCUUUGAAGAUCGAAGUGGGCGAGUUUCAUUAGCUUCCUUUUGUUGUGGACAAACAGACCUCAAUGUUAUGUGUCUUGUCUUAAUAUCAAUUCUUCAAAUUUAAAAUUCAUGUGUUUGUAAGGCAAUAUUAUUUGUAUAUGAUUAUUUAUUUUCCCAUUUGAGGUCAUAAAUAUAGGAUUUUUUUUUCA